Vitis riparia (riverbank grape) is the source of this 885-nucleotide messenger RNA. Its product is annotated as protein translation factor SUI1 homolog. The transcript is spliced from 4 exons. Bases 300 to 638 code for a protein of 112 amino acids. The record is from RefSeq and is a predicted model, not a curated record. NCBI's taxonomy places the organism in Eukaryota, Viridiplantae, Streptophyta, Magnoliopsida, Vitales, Vitaceae. Gene Ontology annotation, biological process: translational initiation. Gene Ontology annotation, molecular function: translation initiation factor activity; RNA binding.
AGAUUUUGUUUGGGCGGUGAGAAAAUAUGAUAUGGUUUUGUGGAAAGAGAAUAAGAUGAACGUCCUUGUAGGGUUUUGUUCCUACUAUUAAUUGGAUGCUGUUGGAAUUCAAGUAUCACAUGUGUAUAUGUAUUCUUGCUGAAUUUUUCUUUGUUUAGAGAAGAAAAUUUGGAGAGAAAUCAUUUAAGGUUUUCUGAAAUUUGUGGGGGUGAUUGACGAUUUUUCUUGUCUUUCUCCGGCUCUCAACGAACAGACCAGCUUUCAUUGCCCGUGUUUCUAGUUUUCAUCCAGCAAAGUACAUGGUUGAACUUGAUCUCCAGAUUCCAUCUGCUUUUGAUCCAUUUGCUGAGGCCAAGGACUCAGGGGCGCCUGGGGCAAAAGAGUAUGUACACAUUCGUAUACAGCAGAGGAAUGGAAAGAAGAGCCUGACUACUGUCCAAGGACUGAAGAAGGAUUACAGUUACGAGAAGAUCCUCAAGGAUCUCAAGAAGGAGUUCUGCUGCAAUGGGAAUGUUGUGCAGGACAAAGAGCUUGGCAAGGUUAUUCAACUGCAAGGUGAUCAGCGAAAGAACGUGUCCAAUUUUCUUGUCCAGGCUGGGCUUGUGAAGAAGGAGCAGAUCAAGAUACAUGGUUUUUGAGGAAUUGGGAUAGUUGUAAUUGUAGAGGUGCUUUAGGGUGGGUCAGCUGAGGAGUAGUGGCUUGUUAUAAUAACAGCUGGUCUGCACCUGAUAAAAAGAGUAGUAGUUUGUCAUCCUUGUAAGGUGUUUUCUCUGCAUGUUCUCCCUGCCAAAAGGAUUUAGUUUGUGUUUGCUGGUAUUAUUUCAAUUGGAUGUACUGGAUUUACCUUAUAUAUAAUGAUAAUGAUAAUGGAUGGUUUCAUUCUAA